ACGUGUAGUAAAUCCAUACUGUCCACCGCUCGACCUCCAUUACCAUUACAGAGGCCCUCCUUCGGCUCCACCCGUCCACCACAUUUUGCUUCUCUGUCACGCCAUCGAGAGUACCCCCAACUUUCAAUCCCCUUUUAUUAUUUUAAUAUAUUCUAUUUAUACUUUUAAAUUAAUUCAUAGGUAAAGACCAAAACAGCUUACUGUUUCACCAGCUCUUGUCGACCGAGGCUUUCAUUUUCAAUCCAUUUCAAUAAUUCAAGACGAAGAAGCCGAGAACCGUACCGGUUUCGGUAAAGGCCAUGUUUGGAUUGGAUCAAUCAGAGUUAGGGUUUUUCUCUCUGUAACUGUAAUGCUAUUGCUAUCUCUUGGAGAUUGAACUCCCUAUCAGAAUGUCCACGCCUCGAAGCUCUGCCUAUCUCGAUGCCGUCACUCUAGAAAUCGAGAAGAAACUCCAGCGGGCGCUAGCUUCUCCGACACAGCGGCGCAACUUGUUGCAGGAGUUGUUUGCUGACAUAGCUUUAGAGAUCGAUGAGCGAGCCAAAGAUAUGAUUCUCAACAGGGAAGAGGAUGCAAUUUCUCCUGCAGAGGAUAGCAUGGAUGGUCAGCUAUGCUUUUAUGAUGUGCUCACUGACCAUUAUGUUCGGGUGCCUGCGAGUGGAAAACGCAUCCUUGAUUUGAUUGUCCAACUAUGGAGCCAGUCAUUUGCAUCUCAUAUUUUUGCCUUGUUAUUCCACAAAUGGCUGUUUGAAGUUCAACUUGACAACUCUGAAGUUCUUCUUCGCUACUCAUCUGCUCUUAUUGAAGGUGCAACAAAUGUUUUCUGGAUUGAUACUCAAUCAAAUACAAGGCGAUUUCAAUCCCUCUUUCGUUAUCUUCUUGAGGAUGUUGCUUUGGAGCCCAAACGGUUGAAUAAAAUCCCUGUACAGGUCCAGCGAGAUCUAUUUCUUUUACUUUCGAGGUUUAUAUUUUUUUAUAACUCAGGUGGGUUUUCUGGUAAUGCAUCUUCAGCCCCUGAAUCAAGAAAUUGUAAAUUCUCCAGUAAUGUGUUGAUUCAUGCAGUUGACAAACUCGGGAGCUUCUUAAGGCAAUUUCCUCUUUUUCCAAAUGCUUUUCUGGUUGGCAGUGCAGAAGACUUCUUUGUUAUUGAACUUGCAGAUCAGCUUCAAAAACUGAAGGUGGAACCAGUAUUGCUGCACUAUCUGUCGCACAUAAAACUUCUCCAGGGAAUGGAUCUGAGAAUGGCCACAAGUACAAGGUUAAAGGCUUGUUUGUAUAGUUUCACUUCUCCUGGUGGUCCAAUGUACCCCACAAGAGCUGUUCGUCACGCUGCCUGGGAUGCAUUAGAUUUGCUUUUUCCCGUUGGGAGAUAUCCGCGGCAUCUUAUAAGCCUGUUCUUCCGACUGUUGUAUCCGUGGUACUGGCCCUCUUCUUGUUGGAAUUUCAUAAUGGAUUGCAUAAAGGCAGUAUUGUAUUCUCUGUUAGGAUUAAUCUAUUCAAGUUUGGAGAAGCUGUGGAAGCCAAAGUUUUAAAUGCGGAGAGUUUCGAAAGAUUUAGCCUCCUGUAUAGACUGAAAACCCCCAAGACCAAAACUCAAAGUUGUUUCAUGUGUGUUGUAUAAGUGAUUUUGCUCGGUUUUUGCCCUCGUCUGUUUUAGUUCGACGGAUAUGGAAUCAAAUA
Molecule: messenger RNA, 1677 nt
Organism: Prunus avium (sweet cherry)
Lineage: Eukaryota; Viridiplantae; Streptophyta; Magnoliopsida; Rosales; Rosaceae
Source: RefSeq, a predicted model, not a curated record